Molecule: messenger RNA, 2265 nt
Organism: Aspergillus homomorphus CBS 101889
Lineage: Eukaryota; Fungi; Ascomycota; Eurotiomycetes; Eurotiales; Aspergillaceae
Gene: rad7
Product: DNA repair protein Rad7, protein
Exons: 6
Coding region: 200-1990 (596 amino acids)
Biological process (GO): SCF-dependent proteasomal ubiquitin-dependent protein catabolic process
Cellular component (GO): SCF ubiquitin ligase complex
Molecular function (GO): protein binding
Source: RefSeq, a predicted model, not a curated record
GUACAUGUACAGCUGCGUCUUUGAUUUGCCACUCCGGAGGCGAUAAGCAGCGGCCUGGCGAACUAGCACCCUCCCGCGUUAAGUGAAACGCGAAAUUGUCACGGAACCCUGUGACCCGCCAGGGCCACUCAUCCCAGUUGACCAUUUCUGUUGCAGAACAUCAACUUCUAUCCCCUCAAGUGCCUGUUUUCCCAUCAAAAUGACCGACAGAAGACAGACAAGGAAUCAAAUCCGGGGCCCGCAUUCGGCACUCACUGACUUCCUUGCCUCUAACAACAUCUCCGCCGCUCAAAUCCACCAAGACUACCAAAGACGUUUGAGGGAUGCAGAACAUCAGGCAGCUGAUGAAAUUGAAGAGAACUAUAAUCAGGAACAGGGGCAUGAGAACAGGGGCGAGCUGAAGAAGCGGAAACGAAAGGAGGAUGUCGUUUUGGCAAAAGUCAAGCAAAGCAAAGAAUUCGCUCAGCGCAAGGCACGACGAAUGGGCGAGCCAGAUGACGAUGACGAUCUUAUCGCCCGAGAGAUGAUGUACGAAAGGUCGCGUCCGAUGCCAGGUCAGCUUGAUAACUGCGAGCUAUGUGAUAAACGCUUCACAGUCACUCCAUACAGCAAAACGGGCCCAACUGGCGGACUCCUCUGCACUAAGUGCUCAAAAGCGCAAACAGACAGCGAGAAUAAAGCUAAGGCAAAGAAACGCGGACCAAGGACUGGUCGGCGCCAAAACCAGAGCAAUCUUCUCGAUGGACUCGCUCAGCAAGGUGCCCUGAGCUUGGCCGAGAUGUGCACGAAGAAAGUUGCAGAUAACAUCAAUGACAUCGAAGAGUUCGGCGACUUGCCAUCGCAAUUACUGCUUCGUCUCAGUCAGAUACUUUCCAAAAGGCGAGUGAUGACACCUCGGACUCUAAAUCUUUUUUUGCGUCCUGACCUCGACUCUAUCAAUAUCUACGAUGCUGCUAAACUUGAAACGCAAGAUUUUGAGAAGAUUUUUGUAUUAAUGCCUUCUUUGACUCAUGUCAACAUCCGUUUUGCAGGUCAACUAAAAGAUCAGGUGGUGGGGUCUAUGCUGAACCGCAAUCUUCGAAUCAAGAGUCUUCAGCUAGAUGCUGCCAAUUUGGUGUCAGAUUCUUCAUGGCGGCAGCUGUUCCAAAGGCUAGGACCACAGCUACAGAGCCUCAAGUUAUCCAAUCUCGACUGUUCUUUGGACGACGAGACUUUGGAGGUGUUAAGCAGCUGCUGUACCACACUCCGUCGUUUAAAAUUGAAACACUGUUGGAAGCUGGGGGAUCGUUCACUUCAAGCCAUUUCAACUCUGACAAGCUUGAUGCAUUUAUCUUUACACUUCUAUCAGGAUGUGGAGAACGAAACCCUUAUCAACACAAUCUCUCGGGUGGGCCCGAAUCUGCAGACGUUGUCGCUAGAGGGCUUCACUACUGCGGAUGAUCGUCUUCUUGAUAUGAUCCACGACAAGUGCAGGCUUUUGACUAAGUUGCACUUCUCCGAGAACGCCGUCUGUACUGACAAGGGAUUUGUUCGUCUCUUUACCAACUGGCCAAAUCCUGCUCUGAAAGUUGUGGACAUGUCGUCGACCCGUGAUGUCGAUAAUGCCAACCCAGACGGCCCCACAGAAGCCACAGGCCUCGCAUCUCAUGGAUUUGUCGCACUUAUGAACCAUUCAGGCUCUAUGAUCCAGAGGUUGAAUAUUUCGUCUUGUCGUCACAUAUCACAUGCUGCCUUCACUGAAGUGUUUUCAGAUGAGCGGACAUAUCCUAAGUUGAGGGAGCUCGAUGUAUCGUUCCACACGGUCAUGGAUGAUUACAUUGUGAGUCGCAUUUUCCAGAGCUGUCCGAAUAUCCAGAAGUUGGUCGCUUUCGCCUGCUUCAACCUGCGCGAUAUCCAGGUUCCCCCUUAUGUUGCCUUGAUAGGUGGCUUGAAGGCACAGAAUUCCAUCGCUCUGGAGGGAAAUAUGCAACCACAAUCGAAGACUGUUUAAAUUGGGCUUGGGGAUGCUCAUCCUGGAAUCAAUCAAUAAGUAUCAGGCCAAGCAAUAUCACAUGGAAUUUGGCGCCGAUUGCGCCUGUAUCCGGCUUUCGCACUUAAGAAAUUAUAUCCAGGCCAUUCAGACUGGCAUACUUUCUUGGGUGCUCUCUACAGGCACACCUGAAACCCCACUUGUGUAGAGAGUUCUGUCACCGUACUUCAUGCUCAAACUCUGCAUCAGGACCGGCAAGUGAGUGUAGUCUUAUCUAAAUGUUGUUAGAUACCAAA